GUUUCCGUAGAGAGGAUGCGUAGCUAGUUGCUAGGUGACACCCAGUCCUGGAUCAGGCCUAGUUUGUUAUUGUAGGGCCUGCCGGUAAAUGACACCAUAGCUGUACGAUACACCCUGUUUUGUGUCAAAACAGUGGGGUUGGCGGGCGGCAGAAGAUUAACACCCUGGACGGACACACGGGGAGCAGCCAGUAGUUAUGCUGCGAUGGCUUCUCGGCAGCCGGGAGCCGCAGGGCGGUGUGGAGAAAUCUCCUGUGUUAAAUAUUGGUGAAGAGCAGGCGCAAAACCCUUACACAGAGCUUACGCCUCUCCAAGCCCAUAACGACAUUGUCCGCUUUUUGGUGCAAAUAGAUGACCUCAGAUUUGCAUCAGCUGGUGACGACGGAUCGGUUUACGUGUGGGAUGUCCAGACAGGAGAAAUCCUUUUGGAGUUACAUGGACACACACAGAAGAUCACCGCUCUUGCUGUGUUUCAAGCACCGGAACUUCCUGAAGGAAUGAGUAAUCUGAUCCUGACAGCUUCAUCUGAUAAGACGGUUAUUGCCUGGGAUUGUGAAAGCGGUCAUCAGGUACAAAAGGCUUCAGACUUCCAUUCUACAGUAAAGAGUCUUCUGGUUCUCCAUAGCCUCGAUAUAUGGCUCUCUGCUGGGAGCGAACUACGUGUAUGGAGUCGUGAUUGCAAACUCUUAUGUGAAACAGGCUGUUUUGUGGAUGGGGGAAUUAGCGCAUUGAUCGAACUGCCUAAAAACUGUGUGGCUGCAGCAAUUGGAAAAGACUUGAUAAUAUUUAAAUUAGGUGCAGUCUCUGAACAGCUUGAUCAAUGGGACAUUUCUGAAGUUAAAUGUCUCUCUGGCCACCAAGACAAUAUCCGAGCCUUGAUAACCAUUAAUGAAUCAAUAUUUGCCAGUGGAUCUGAUGCUGGGGAGCUGAUUGUCUGGGAUUCCUCGGCUUGGACUGUUCACGCUUUUGAACGGAACAUUUCCAGCACAUCUUCACCAGAAGAUUCCCCACAAGAGGUUAAACUUCUACCACUACAAGAGGAAAUCUCUGUUCAACAUCUGUCAUCUGAUGGAGAGAUUAUUUUUGCUGCUGUGGGAAGUGGUAUCUAUGUCUACAACAUACAAGUGAAGCGUGUGAUUGCUUUUCAAAAGAGAGCCCAUGACUCAAACAUACAGCACAUCGCAAACUUACCGAACAGACAAUUAAUUUCAUGUUCAGAAGAUGGAAGUGUUCGCAUUUGGGAGUUACGAUCGAAACAACAGCUUCAUGCCGAAGCAGUUCCGUCAGGUUUUUUCAGUAUGUGGGGAUUCGGAAAAGCGGGCAAACAGGUCAAUCACGCCGUGAAAAAAAUACCUGAAAAUGGCAUUGUAGCUUCUCUGGAGCUUAUCGGGGACUUGAUUGGUCACUCUUCGUCUGUACAGAUGUUUCUGUACUUCACAGAUCAUGGUCUGGUAACAUGUUCUGCUGACCAGCUCAUCAUAAUAUGGAAAGAAGGAAUAAGAGAGUCCAGGUUACGUAGUUUGCUGCUUUUUCAAAAGCUGGACCAGAAUGGUGACCUUCAGCCCCGUUUUACGCUCAGCUAACCUACCUAACGGCCUCUUCCAGUAUUUACACACGAAUAUUGCAGUAUUAUCCUGGAUAGUGUUCAAGGAAAGAUGUUCAGCGUGUGAUCAUAUGGUUCAAAAUUUGUUUUUAUGUUUGCUUAUCACAAAUGUUAGUUUUUAUUUUAAAAAGAACCUGUAAUUUAGCAACAAAACAAACUACCAAUUCAAUAAUUAAGCAACUCUUAAUAUUUUAUUUGUGUACAGAUAUUUCUUUUUAAAACUUCUUUCUUAACAUUUGUCUUAGGUACUUUAAAUGUUGCAUAACGCUUACCCUAAAAUGAUAACAUGAAAAAAGCUAAAACCUGAAGUGAUAAACUCUUGGUUCUUGGUGUUGCAUUAUUUUCACCAUUUCUGCUCGCGAGAAGAACAGUACUUUACAACGUUUGAAGAAGAACUAGGUCUGUCUAAGGAAUUAAGUCGCUCUAAAAGUGUAUUUUUCAUUGUUUUUGACCUGCUCACUGUGGAGCUCACAUAAUACUUAUAUCUGCUUUCUAAUUAGUUGAUUGUGUGCAUUUUCUAAUAUCUAUGAAGAGUGCAUGACCCAGAAAAGGUCCCUUAAGUAGCCUUUGUUAUCCGUCCUACCUAAUAGGUUUCCAGUUUAGAUGCCUCAGUUCCAAUAAUCUACAGUAUUGCAAUAAAAGGGAUAUUUAUUUAUGCGUUUAAAUAUUUAUUUCAGUGUAAUAAUAAAACACUUUAUUGAAUUUAAUAA
This is a messenger RNA of Spea bombifrons (plains spadefoot toad), 2312 nucleotides long. RefSeq names its product WD repeat domain 41 (gene WDR41). The record is from RefSeq and is a predicted model, not a curated record. The transcript is spliced from 13 exons. Bases 197 to 1582 code for a protein of 461 amino acids. NCBI's taxonomy places the organism in Eukaryota, Metazoa, Chordata, Amphibia, Anura, Pelobatidae. Gene Ontology annotation, biological process: regulation of autophagy. Gene Ontology annotation, molecular function: protein binding. Gene Ontology annotation, cellular component: lysosomal membrane.